This is a messenger RNA of Frieseomelitta varia, 1103 nucleotides long. RefSeq lists its product as uncharacterized. Bases 25 to 780 code for a protein of 251 amino acids. The record is from RefSeq and is a predicted model, not a curated record. Lineage: Eukaryota; Metazoa; Arthropoda; Insecta; Hymenoptera; Apidae. The transcript is spliced from 4 exons.
UUGUACAAACCAGUGACCAUUCAAAUGACCAACGAGUGUCGCGCAACGAUGGUGAAACUACGUGUGUCUCCUGUUUUAAUAUUGCUCGCAGUUUUCAGUGUCAACCUGGUGGAGCCGUUGGUGAAAGAGAGCUUGUCCAAAUUUAUAGGAUCUUUAACGGGCGUGACACAAGUGAGGAUUCCGGAAUUGUUGAACCAACUGUGCAACGAGUCCCAAGGAUCGGAUACGGUACGUCGAGAUGCGUGUUACGGAUGUUUCUUCAGGGCCUCUAGUCAAACCGUUGGCUAUCCUUUGUUGGUGGCUUUGUCUAAUUGCGCCGAUGUUUAUCUCAACAAUACCGAUUACGGCCACUGUCAGCAGUACCUAAGAAACGCCACCAGCAUGACAAAUUCAAGAACGAAUCCUACGAGAAUAUACUGCACGUUCCUCGAAUGUGUUCGACAAGUGAACAAGGACAAUUUACUCAGGGAAUGCGUCGGCGAGGCUGUACGAACGUUCCCGAAUUUCAACACCACGGACGUCAAACUGGCCCAAUUGUACGUGAAUACCACGGCGUGCGUGCUAGCGAAAACCCGUUGCUCCCAAAUGAACCCGAUAACCGGGGAAUUUCAAGAAGACGAUCUCGCUAAUAAGCUGCACAUACCUACGGUCAAUGCGGUGCUGGUCAACACCGAUUACGACAUCAAUAUCGUGCAGCUACCGUUUCACUCCAGCUCCAUCGACGUGUGCGCGAAAUACAGGAACUACGAGCAGGCCAACUGGCCGAGCGUCGUCUGCUGAUCGAAGAAAAGGGAUUUCAGCUGAUUUUAUAAUUGUCGUUAACAGUAAUCAAAUGAAAUAUUAUAAUGAAUUCGUAAUCAAAUGGAUUUUAGCACGAGCUCUGUAAACGUUGAGACUCUAUGAAAUAAACUGACGUAGAAGUGAAAGAACCAUUCUUUCAAAUGGUUGGUAAUUUAAUUUGAAGGCAGGCUGUUAAGGGGAUAUUAUUCUGGUAAUUUUGCUGAAAAAAAAACCAAUUUUUUCUUUUAUAUUUUCUCAAAGUAUAUGCUUUCGGAAAUGUCUAUGUACAAGGAUUUGUUUAAAUUCGUAAAAUUAGCAAAUUU